UCCCGCCCCCGGCGCCUCAGUCCUCCCGGGCGGCUCGGCUCGGCGGCGCGCCAUGGCCCGGAGCCUCGGCGGCCUCUGGCUGCUCCUGGUGCAUCACCUCCUCAUGGCCACGGCCUGCCAGGAUGCCAACUCUGGCGCUCUCCUCCAGGAGCUCUGCCUCACCCAGUUCCAGGUGGACAUGGAGGCCAUCGGGAAGACGCUGUGGUGCGACUGGGGCGAGGACCGUCAAGAGCUACAAAGUGCUCACUGACUGCACCAGGCACGUGGCGGACCAGCUGGGCUGCUUCUGGCCGAAUGCGGCCGUGGACAAGUUCUUUGUGGCCGUCCACCGACACUACUUCAGGAACUGCCCCGUCUCCGGCCGGGCUGUGCGGGACCCGCCCCGAAGCAUCCUCUGCCCCUUCAUCGCGGUGCCCAUCCUGGUGACCCUGCUUGUGACGGCGCUGGUGGUCUGGAGGAGCAAGCGCCCAGAGGGCGUCGUGAAGAGCUAACAGGAUUUCGGAAUGGCCGUGGCGCAGGCGUUAACCUGAAAGCCCCCUGGCUGGAGUUCGAAGCGACCCAGGUGGGGACCCCAGAUGCUAGGAGGGAGGGGGAGCCUAAUUGUCAUGAUUUCCGGGGAGGGUUCCGACCUCUGUCUCCUGACGUUCCAUCCUCCCGCCGAACUGGGGAUAAGUGGCUUGUGAUUCAAAGGAUGUCCUCAAGGGGGCGCCCGGGUGCUCAGUCCGACUUCAGGUCAUGAUCUAACGGUUCCUGAGUUCGAGCCCCGCGUCGGGCUCUGUGCUGACAGCUCGGAGCCUGGAGCCUGCUUCGGAUUCUGUGUCUCCCGCUCUCUGACCCUGCCCCACU
Messenger RNA from Prionailurus viverrinus (fishing cat), 846 nucleotides. It is a transcript of the gene RAMP1, whose product is annotated as receptor activity modifying protein 1. Gene Ontology annotation, cellular component: cell surface; signaling receptor complex; membrane. Lineage: Eukaryota; Metazoa; Chordata; Mammalia; Carnivora; Felidae. Gene Ontology annotation, molecular function: coreceptor activity. The coding region runs from base 123 to 491 and encodes 122 amino acids. The transcript is spliced from 4 exons. The record is from RefSeq and is a predicted model, not a curated record. Gene Ontology annotation, biological process: protein localization to plasma membrane; receptor internalization; cellular response to hormone stimulus.